GCAACAGCGAGCCCUCCUAGCCUGGGCGCCACGCCAGAGGAACUGGGGCUGCAGCCUAAACUAUGGGUGGGUGCGUCAGGAUGGAAGCCCUCGGUCGAAAUCCCGCUUCAGCUUAAGCUCUACUGGCCUCCCCAGUCCUAUCACCCCGACCACUAGCCCUGCUGGCUGCUCGCCGGGGCUGACGGCGGUUGGCGUCCAGAGAGGGAUUCCUCCUCCGCCCCUGGUGCGGAGCCCAGGAGCCCCGCCGGCUGGCCAAGGAUCUGAUCGCUCCUGCCUGCGCGGGACGGGAAAGGGACCCUCCCAGGGCUCCACAACAGCCUGCACGCGGCUUCACGCCUCCCUCGAAAGGCCAGGGUCGUCGUCGUCGGCAGCAGCAGCAAAGACGUCGUCCAGGCACCGCCAGGCACCCUUGACCGCUUCUCCGGCGGGCUGGGGAGGGGCGAGGCGAGGCGGGAGGCGCCUAUAAAGGGCGUCCGGCGCUGCAGAGCCCGGGAAGGCGAGAUGGCCGGGGAGGAGUCGCUGCCCCAAGCCGUCGGGCUCCUCAGCAUCGCCGCCGGGUCUCUCUUACUUGCCGUCCGCUUCUAUAGCUCCACAAGGCCAACCGCUUUGCUCCCCAGCACGGCUCUAGGCGUCCUCCUGGUGGUUUUGUCGCCUCUCCUGGCAUAUGCGGGGGUCCGGAAAAGCCUCCAAAAUGCCUCUCUGUUUGUGUCCCUCUGCCUGACCGUCUCAGUGCUCUGGUGCAGCUACGGAGUGAUCCAGAUCCUGGCUGGACAAGGAGUCCUCCACGGCGCUCUUGACCUGCGCCACGCUGCCGUGCCGGGGCUGGCCGCCUUCAGCCUUGGGCUGCUGCUCCUCAGCCUGGGGGGCUUCCUUCGGAGAGAGGCCCCCCUGGCUGUGAUAGCCUUGGCCAUCGCUCUCGCUUGCGCCCAUGAAAUUGCUGCGCUUUACGAUGCUGCCUUUGGUUCGUCUGCCGUGGCCUACAGUUACCUGCUGGUCUGCCUCGUAGGGGGCUACCUUGGGGUGGGGAGGUGCCUCUGGUUCCUCAGCAAAGAGGCACUUGCCCUCCCUGGCACAGACAUGGCAAAACAAAAAACCCGGGAUGGGCAAGGCCUGGCCGGUGGCACAGGCACAGACGAUUUGGUGCCCAUCGGCUUGAUCCUGAACAUGCUGUCUGCAAGCGUCUUUGGCUGCAGGCUCCUGGGGGUGACGGGUGGUCUCUUUGUGGGGCAAGUCCCCUGGCUCUGGGCAGGAGGCAUCUAUCAGCUGGGGGUCUCCAUCUUGUGCUAUCGCACGCCGGAUGCCCUGACAGCCACGUUCUUUGCCUUCACUGCCCUCCUGAAGUUUGGCGGGGGCUAUUCCCUCUUGAUGCUGCUCUGGCUGCCGGAGGAGCCUCUUUUCCCCGUUCCAUUCCUGGUGGCUUUGGCUGUCCUCUUGGGGGUCUUGGCCCUUUUCGUGGCGGUGGACAGCCUGGCUGACGGCCUCUACAUCCUCUUCUACGUGGCCUUCUGCAUCGCCCUUGCUUGCUAUCCACAAGGAUUUUUUGAAGCUGGCCCUCAGGGCGUGGCAGUGGCCAUUUUUGUGGCCUCAGCUCUCCUGACCCUCAUCCACCUUUUCAAGGGGAAGGCAAGGGUUAGGUUCCCGUGUGGGGACAGGGCCCUCCGCUCCUUGCUCUUGCGCCUCCGGGUUUGCAAGCUCUGGGAGGGGAAAGACUCCCACGCCCCCUUUCUGGGCUACUCCAAGUACGCCGAUGCGGAGGUGCUGGGCUACGCGUGCAGUGCGCUUGCUUCUUUUGCCAUCUGCGUGGCUGUGGAGCCAAAGUCCCCACUUGCCACAAUAGUCAUCCCUUGGAUGGUGGUAGCUGGAGGGAUCUUGAAGCUUCUGUGUGGCUCUGUGGCCUUCUCCCGUGGCAAGACUUUGGAGAGCAGUGCCUUCAUCCUCUAUGGGUUCACGUGGAUCCUCUGGUGCCUCACUAGAUAUGGGGGGCUGUAUGGCUCUGCCCGGGGCUUCCAGGUGGCGGUGGGCACCAUCUCCCUCAUGCUCUCCAAUGCCUUUGUUGUCCUUUGCGCCCUCUUCCUGAACAUCUCCUGGUUUGUCUAUUCUCUCACCUUUGAGCUUGUUCUCCUCAGCUUUGUGUUGGAUGCAGCUGGGGCUGUCCCAGCCGGCUACGACUUUGCAGUCACCAUCAUCUUUGGCCUGGUGAGCUUCUACUGCUUCCUGUCUGCUCUGGUCAACAGCACUUUUGAAAGCCCCCAACUGCCCACAGGACGUCCCAUUGUGAGGCUCGGUGGCUUUGGGGGAGAAGGUGGCAAAUGUCUCCACCUGCCAGCCAGAAAGGCUUCUUCGGUCAAGCAAGUUGCAGAGAUAAUGAGGAAUGGGGGGGCUUGUGGGAUCCCCACGGAUACUGUGUACGUGCUUGCAGCAGCCUGCAGUCGACCUGAUGCCAUAGAGAAAGCUUACAACACCAAGUGGCAGGCUCAGGACCGUCCCAUGUCCCUCUGGAUUUCGAGUCUGAAACAGCUGGAAGCAGCUAAGCGUCUGUUCAGCCCGGUCCUCUGGGAUUUCAUGGCUGCCACCUGGCCGUCACCCGUCAGCUUAGUGGUUCCACGAGGGGAAUGGGAGGACUGCCUGGGCAUGAAAGACUCUGCCAAGUAUGUUGGCACCUCUCAGAGCAUUGCCGUCCGCAUCCCAGACUGCUCUGUCACGACGCAUCUCAUUGACUUGGUUGGCCCCAUCACAGUCACAUCUGCCAAUCCUACAGGAGAAGCUGACACGACCCAUCACAACCAGGUGUACGCCAAGCUGGGAAACAAGGUGGAUGCGGUCCUCUGCGAUGGAUCUUCCCCAGAAAACGUUGCCUCUACUGUGGUGGACUGCACUAAGAUUGAGAGUGGGAAUGUCAGCUUCUUCAGGGUCCUACAGAUUCUGGAGCAGGUCCAAAGAAAACACCAGCAAGGCCACACCAGUCACACCAUGGCCGUGGAGGGCAAAGAGGAGCCCCCAAACCUGUCCAGAGCCAGCCCCAAUGGGACUUACCGUGUUCCUCUGCAAAGGGACUCGCUGCCGUCAUUUAACAAUGAAGCUUUCAGGUCUGAAGAGGCAGCAGCUGUGCCUCCAUGAGCAAAGCUAUCCAAGAAACAUCAGGAGCGGCCUUGCUCUCAGACAGGGUCCCACUGUUCCUCAGAAAAAGGGUGUUGCCUUCAGUGCCUUGUGAUCAAUGCUUGCUGGAGACCCCUGGAUAGUGCCCUCUUUUCUCUCUUCCUCCACUUUCUCGAGCAUACAAUGAUCGUGAUGUUGACUUUGGGCAUUGGAAUACAUCAUCCUGCUUGCACCAGAUAAUAUUACGGACAACCUGUGAACUGGCCCCUUCCCUUCCCUGUGUCCUUGUGCAAGAGCCAACUAAUGCACCAUGCAGUUGCCACUGGGGUGGGCAAGGGAAGGUGAGCAAUAGUAGUUGCUCUGGGCAGCUGCCCUUUCCGAACUGGCAUCUCCACAAGUACACCCAGAGAGGGAAGCUAGCACCUAGGACGGGGAAGCGUAAGCAUGAAGUUCAGGAGCUGAGUCGUGGGCACAGGCCAACCAGCAGCCUGCUGUGCCCCGUAGUUAAGUCAUGUUUUGUCAGCCUCAUGGACCAUCUCUACAAUGACACUAAGAGUAAUGAUCUACCUCGCGGGGGUCUUGUGGGACCAAGUUAACUACUUUGAACAAUAUGCUUAUAUAAAUAGUAACACCCACCCUGUAGUUCUUCAUGUGGCUGCAUUGCAAACUGCAGCAGUUUCUUAUAACUUCUUUUUAGCGCUAAUAAAAUCUCAUUUUUUAAAAACUAAACCUCUGAAUGGGUCAAUUUUAUUUUAAAAUCACACACAGCUACUGUUAGU
This is a messenger RNA of Rhineura floridana, 3875 nucleotides long. RefSeq lists its product as uncharacterized. Gene Ontology annotation, biological process: regulation of translational fidelity. The coding region runs from base 502 to 3117 and encodes 871 amino acids. NCBI's taxonomy places the organism in Eukaryota, Metazoa, Chordata, Lepidosauria, Squamata, Rhineuridae. Gene Ontology annotation, molecular function: nucleotidyltransferase activity; double-stranded RNA binding; tRNA binding. Gene Ontology annotation, cellular component: cytoplasm. The record is from RefSeq and is a predicted model, not a curated record. The transcript has 9 exons.